AUGUCUUCUUCUUCUACUCCAACUUCGUCUUCUUCUACCCCCUCUUGGUGGGUGAGACGCUCGACAAGAGCAAGCAAAACUACCGACCGCCUUACCGGAUACGGUUCGGGCUCGACGGCUGUCGUGAGGUCACACAAAAUAACCGAUGGGUUCCCGGUCUUCACAAUCAAGACCGCUGAUGGCAGGACCCUCAAGGGAAACGAGGCGGAGCUCUGGGAUUAUCGGGCCGUCAUCGACGAGUACAGACACCGACAAAGUCCAUUGACGAAAUGGACAUCCGGGUAUUAUAAAAUUGAGAAGACCAUUGAAGAAAAAUCUUCAAUGGAUGCCAAAGACGUCUUCAAGAAACGGCACGCAUUGAGCAAGAAGAGAUCGAAAAUUGCGAAUCAUCCAGCUCCACCAUCUCCGCCUGUUGCACCCUACAUCAUCGAAAUGAACGGAGCAUUGGCGGAAAGUGGGCCGAUGGAACUCAAGUAUUUAUAA
This is a messenger RNA of Caenorhabditis briggsae, 483 nucleotides long. Lineage: Eukaryota; Metazoa; Nematoda; Chromadorea; Rhabditida; Rhabditidae. The record is from RefSeq and is a predicted model, not a curated record. Bases 1 to 483 code for a protein of 160 amino acids. The transcript is spliced from 5 exons.